UCUAAGAUGGAGUUACCGGAGUUCAUUACGUUUGGAAAUGUUUUCCUGGCUAUAGUUUUCAUCCUGAUUCUUAACCAAAUGAUUGAACUCUAUCAGUUAAGGAACAUGCCGCCGGGACCUCGUUUGACAUCUUUGCCUUUUAUCGGUAAUAUGUUAAGCUUUGAUUCUGGAGAAAGCUUUGGCGAAGUCACAAGGAGGUUUGUUCACUCUGCUAUUCAUAAUGUUUCUAGUUUUGAACACGGCUAAGUCGACCGCGCAGUCUUCCUUUUCGUGCUAUUAUCUGUAUACAGCAUUUGAAUUUAUCAAGUGGUAGCGAAUGCUCAUCUAUUUAGUAGUUUUACACAAGCCGCUAGCGCCGGGAAAGUAGACAAAUAAUAUUGCAAUGUUGGAGCCUCCAUCAUGAUAUUUUGAGCGGCGUGACGCUAAGAAAGUAGAAAUGUUAAUGAGGUUGAACGCCAGGGCUACCCAAGGAGAGCAUUUUAUCUAUGAAUGAUAAAUGAACGAUAAAGAGGAUACUGCAAAGAUAAGAAUGGUUAAAAUUUUCAUAACGUUAGCAAAAGUGGUGGCUGUUUGAUUACCUCGUUUUUUUUUUUUUUUUUUAAGAAGACUUUAAGUUUCACAAUUUUCUCACGAAAUAUGAUUAAAAUUACUAGGCGAGUGAUAAGUUCACAAUUAGCCACCAUUUUUGGAUUAGUAAUGGUGUAGAAAGGAGUUUAAAAACAUAUGACUUGUCCAGUGGUUAUAGAUCCCCCUUCAAAUAACAAUAUUGUACUCAGAGGUUACUUCGCCUCUAUCAACUAUCACGGGAAAAAAAAUUAUUCUCGCGCUCAAAGCCCAAUUGUUAAAUAGAACAAUUAAAAGGAAAAAAACAAAUGAAAGCAACGAAAAAUAAUCAAACUAUAACAAAAUAAAACUUUAUAUUGUUUUACAGUAUCUACGCGAUUUGCCUUACGGUUGAAUGUUACCUUCUGAGGGAACAGGUUAAUGCAAACUAAUGAGGUACUUUGCUUUCUCUUCUCUAUUACAAAGCUUGAGGAAGAAAUAUGGAAAGUUGUACUCAUUGAAAAUCGGAAGUUUUAAGACCAUAUUUGCUGAAGACGCCGCUUCAGUUAAGGAAGUGCUCGUGAAUAAAUCUGCCGAUUAUGCCGGGAGACCUCCAUUUCAUAGCUUUCAGAUGACUACUCUUGGUAUGUGCUGAAAACAUUUUUUAUCUACGAAAUAGUUUAUAGCGGUUCUUAAGCCUAGCUCCGCGGAAUAUAGUCACAUUUGAGAGAACUACAAAAUAUCAAAUAAAUGGUUUGGAAGAACUUUCCGCCAAUAUCUGCAAGGAAAUUUUCAACUUUGAACCGAAAAUUCACAUUGGCUUUUCACCCACAUGGCCGUCAUGCUCACUAAAAAUUUGAAGCAUUAUCGAAUUUUUCCGUAAAAAAGUUUGCACCAGCUCAAAGCAUGGUUAGUUAUCUAAUUGCUUAUAAUCUAGUAAGGUUUGACUCUAAUCGGUGUCGCGAUUACACGCGUAAUUAGUUAUUUUCUUUGACUUUUUAUUUUUUUCCAUGCACUUUUUCUUUUUAAUGUGAGAUGCAGAGGUUUGCCUUCAGGCGAAAUUGCUAUUUUUAAUACUUGAUCAAGGAUAAAUGCCAACUUGCUUUGUAGGUGGGAAGGAUAUUGCACUCGGAAAUUACGGUCCUGCCUGGAAGUUUCAUCGCAAGCUCUUCAUGACAGCCGUGCGAAGGUACAUCUCGGAUCAGCAGCUGAUUGAGCGCAGAAUGUCUGAGCAAGCAACGAGGUUGCUACGAUACUUUGAAGAUCAAGAAGGAGCUGCUUUUGACCCCUCACAAAUUGUGACGGAGAGCGUUGCAAAUGUGAUUUGUCGAAUAGCAUUUGGAGAGCACUUUGAUUCGUCUCAUACGGAUUUUCAGGAACUGCUGCAAUUAAAUAUAAGUGUCUUCACUGAUGAUGAAAUGAAUAUUCAGGUCUUUGCAUUAGAUCAAUUCCCUGUAGCCAAAUUCUUUCCAUUCAAAGCCUACCGGAAAAUGCAGAAGAUUUUCGAUCGAAUCUUUGAAAUUCUGCGUAGUCAGCUCAGGGAGCAGGAAACAGCAUUCGAUCCAAAAGCAGCGGUUGAGAGCCUCACUGGUAGUCUCUUAAAGGAGAGGAUUGCUGCCGAGAAUGAGGUAGGUGCCGAAGAGAAAGCAUCCCUCUUGUCAGAUGACUACAUAAUUAACGCUUUGGAGGAUAUGUUCAGCGCUGGUUACGAGACCACGAGCACAACCCUUCGUUGGGCCAUUGCAUACCUUGUCCACCAUCCUGAGUGCCAAAGGGAGAUACAACGUCAGCUCGAUGAGGUGGUUGGAAAGGACCGGAUGCCAGGCCUGGAUGAUCGUCCAAAUCUUCCACAGGUACAGGCCACUAUCAUGGAAUCACUGCGCCUCGGGAAUGUCGUCGAAGCUGCACUUCCUCACUACACUUUGAAGGACACCACACUUGCUGGUUACCGUGUUCCAAAGGAUACUGUAGUUGUUGCCAACUUAAUGGCUGUUCACAUGGAUCCAAGCUGUUGGGAGAAUCCAGCUGCAUUCAACCCUCGCCGCCAUAUUGAUGCUGAUGGCCAACUUAUUACCAACUCUGGAAACUUUUUGCCCUUUUCCGCUGGACGCCGAGUCUGUGCUGGCGAGGCACUUGCCAAGGUAUCAUUCAUCAUUUGCUCUGAAUCAGGCAUUUUCUUCUAAAACUGACGGGCUGAAGUGUUAAGAGGUGUUACCAUUUGACUGAUACAAUAAUAAUAAUAGUAAUAGUAAUAAUUUUUUACAAUGAAUUUUUUUUUUAAUUUGAAAAUAUGUAAGUGAUUUACAGAAAAAAUUUGAAGUAAGAAUCUCUAUAAAACAUUAAGAAUCAUGUAAAUCAUAAAAAAAUACAAUCAUGUAUUGCUCAGAUGCGAUCAGUAACUCUUGCAAGGAGUCCGGUGUUUUGAUUUAAAUCAUGACAAAAGAAAAUUAUUCGUCUCUGGUAUGAAAAGAAACAAGUUUAAAAAAAAUCUCGAAUUCCUAAAAUCAAAGAUUAAUUCAGGCAAGCUCUGAUAUUUUCGAUCUGUAAAUCUGAGUCAACAAUGAUAAUAACAAUAAUAGUAAUAACGACAAUAGCAACAAUGAUAAUAAUAAUUAUGAUGCCAUUAUUAAUAAUAACCUCUCUGUAAUGGUAGGAUACCUUGCUCCAGAGUAAUAUAGUUAGUUCAAGUUAUACGCAGGCAACGCAGUUUGAUGAGUCUACACCGCUUUUAUCUUACAGGUCGAGUUGUUCAUUUUCCUGUCCUGGAUGUUGCACAAGUUCACAUUUUUACCGCAAGAGGAUGGUGUUCUUCCCGAUAUCAAAGGAGUUAACAGGUUUACCCGGUUUCCAGCACCUUUCCAGAUCAGAGCUGUAAAACGUCAAUGAUAGCUAGUUGUCAGAAAAACCCUCACGAAGUUGUACUAGCUCAGGACUUAUUUCAAAGAGUACGAGCGAUUAGUGUUUUGUUUUUGUUUCGUCCUGAGGGUCUUAUUAUUUACCAAAUAAAUCGAAAAUAAAGGAAAAGA
Messenger RNA from Pocillopora meandrina, 3569 nucleotides. NCBI's taxonomy places the organism in Eukaryota, Metazoa, Cnidaria, Anthozoa, Scleractinia, Pocilloporidae. The record is from the annotation of a GenBank genome assembly.